AUGGCUGUGCUCAAGCUUUUCCUCAUGGCUUUCAGCUUUGUCUUCUGGGCAGCGGGGCUCACCAUGGUUACCCUUGGCAUUUGGGCCAAGAUUUCCCUGGGCACCUACUUGGUGCUCUCCACCAACCAAUACCCAAACACCUCCUUCAUUUUGUUGGCGACCGGCGCGGCUGUCAUCGUGUGGGGCUUCCUGGGCUGCUUCAGCGCCGCCACCGAACACCGAUGCCUGCUGCGCACUUAUGGGAGCUUUCAGUUGGCGGUGCUGGCCGCCGGCUUAGCGGCGGGCCUCUCCAGCUUGUUCUACCGCAAGGAUAUUGCCGAAGGCUUCCAGAACGGCCUCCACGAAGCCAUACGCUCCUACGCAGAGGACGAGGAGAAGGCCGAGGCUCUGGAUUCCGUCCAGCGCACCCUCGACUGCUGCGGGGUGGAAAGUUACCGCGACUGGUUUUCCUCACCGUGGUCUAUGGAGCAACAGCCACCCAAUGGCUCUGUGCCCGCGAGCUGCUGCAAGGCACGAAAAAGGUGCCUGCGCAGCCCUCUCCCUUUCGGCGCUCGGGGAAUUUACCGCGACGGGUGCUACAGCAAGGUCUACAAUUUCGUCAGCAGCAACAUGUUCUACAUUGCCACGGCGGCCCUUGGGCUGGCACUCAUGCAGGUGGUGGGCAUCAUCCUGGCUUGCCUGCUGGCUGCUCGGGUCCCGCCCCACGCUCAGCCACCCGGAGGCACCAUCCCACACUGA
Messenger RNA from Podarcis lilfordi (Lilford's wall lizard), 738 nucleotides. NCBI's taxonomy places the organism in Eukaryota, Metazoa, Chordata, Lepidosauria, Squamata, Lacertidae. The record is from the annotation of a GenBank genome assembly.